AUUUGAUAAUCAGAUCAGUGCUUCAAAAAAGGAAGACUCGGAAAGCAUUAAUAAAAAUGACACUUCAAAGAAGAUGUCUGUUGAGAGAGUUUAUCAGAAAAAGACUCAGCUUGAGCACAUCCUUCUCCGUCCAGAUACCUACAUUGGGUCAGUUGAACCGUUAACUCAGUUAAUGUGGGUUUAUGAUGAAGAUGUAGGAAUGAAUUGCCGAGAAGUUACCUUUGUUCCAGGCUUGUACAAGAUCUUUGAUGAAAUCCUUGUAAAUGCUGCUGACAAUAAGCAGAGGGACAAGAAUAUGACUUGUAUUAAAAUAUCCAUUGAUCCGGAAUCAAACAUUAUCAGCAUAUGGAAUAAUGGAAAGGGUAUACCAGUUGUGGAACACAAAGUAGAAAAAGUAUACGUACCUGCUUUAAUCUUUGGGCAGCUGCUAACAUCCAGCAACUAUGAUGAUGAUGAGAAAAAAGUUACAGGUGGACGCAAUGGCUAUGGUGCAAAACUUUGUAACAUAUUUAGUACAAAGUUUACAGUUGAAACUGCUUGCAAGGAAUACAAACACAGCUUUAAGCAGACUUGGAUGAACAAUAUGAUGAAGACCUCUGAACCCAAGAUUAAGCAUUUUGAUGGUGAUGACUACACAUGCAUUACAUUCCAGCCAGAUCUAUCUAAAUUUAAAAUGGAAAAACUUGAUAAGGAUAUUGUGGCCCUCAUGACAAGAAGAGCAUAUGAUUUGGCUGGGUCAUGCAAAGGAGUCAAAGUCAUGUUGAAUGGGAAGAAAUUACCUGUAAAUGGAUUUCGCAGUUACGUAGAUCUUUACGUAAAAGACAAGCUGGAUGAAACUGGAGUUGCACUCAAAGUUAUUCAUGAAGUUGUGAAUGAACGAUGGGAUGUGUGCCUCACUUUGAGUGAAAAAGGGUUUCAGCAAAUCAGCUUUGUAAAUAGUAUAGCUACCACAAAGGGUGGUAGGCAUGUUGAUUACGUGGUGGAUCAGGUUGUGGGCAAACUGAUAGAAGUGGUGAAAAAGAAGAAUAAAGCUGGAGUUUCAGUGAAACCAUUCCAGGUGAAGAAUCAUAUAUGGGUUUUUGUUAAUUGCUUGAUUGAAAACCCAUCAUUUGAUUCCCAGACAAAGGAAAACAUGACAUUGCAGCCUAAAAGUUUUGGGUCCAAGUGCCAGCUAUCUGAGAAAUUUUUUAAAGCAGCCUCUAACUGUGGUAUCAUAGAGAGUAUUUUGAAUUGGGUCAAAUUUAAGGCACAAACUCAGCUGAACAAAAAAUGUUCAUCGGUGAAACACAGUAAAAUCAAGGGCAUUCCGAAACUCGACGAUGCUAAUGAUGCUGGUGGUAAACAUUCCUUGGACUGCACGCUAAUAUUAACAGAAGGAGACUCUGCCAAAUCUUUAGCUGUCUCUGGCUUAGGUGUUAUUGGUAGAGACAGAUAUGGAGUAUUCCCACUCAGGGGUAAAAUUCUCAAUGUUCGAGAAGCUUCUCACAAACAGAUUAUGGAAAAUGCAGAAAUCAACAACAUCAUCAAAAUAGUUGGACUACAAUACAAGAAAAGCUAUGAAGAUCCAGAAUCUCUGAAAAGUUUGAGAUAUGGAAAAAUUAUGAUCAUGACAGAUCAGGAUCAAGAUGGAUCUCACAUAAAAGGCUUGUUGAUCAAUUUUAUUCAUCACAAUUGGCCAUCGCUGUUGAAACAUGGUUUUCUUGAGGAAUUCAUCACUCCUAUUGUAAAGGCAAGCAAAAAUAAGCAAGAACUUUCAUUCUAUAGUAUUCCUGAAUUUGAUGAGUGGAAGAAACAUAUGGAGAAUCAUAAAGCAUGGAAGAUAAAAUACUACAAAGGUUUGGGUACCAGCACUGCUAAAGAAGCAAAAGAAUAUUUUGCUGACAUGGAAAGACAUCGGAUCUUAUUUCGAUACGCUGGUCCUGAAGAUGAUGCUGCCAUCACACUGGCCUUCAGUAAGAAGAAGAUUGAUGACCGAAAAGAGUGGUUAACAAACUUCAUGGAGGACAGGCGACAGCGUCGGCUACAUGGCCUUCCUGAGCAAUUUUUAUAUGGUACAGCAACAAAACAUUUGACUUACAAUGACUUCAUUAACAAGGAGUUGAUCCUUUUCUCAAAUUCAGACAACGAGAGAUCUAUUCCUUCCCUUGUUGAUGGUUUAAAACCAGGGCAGCGCAAAGUUUUAUUCACUUGCUUUAAGAGAAAUGAUAAACGUGAAGUAAAGGUUGCUCAGCUGGCUGGUUCUGUUGCUGAAAUGUCAGCUUAUCACCAUGGGGAGGUGACGUUAAUGAUGACUAUUGUCAACUUGGCUCAGAACUUUGUUGGCAGUAACAAUGUUAAUCUGCUACAACCUAUUGGGCAGUUUGGUACCAGGCUUCAUGGUGGAAAGGAUGCUGCCAGCCCUCGCUAUAUUUUCACCAUGUUAAGCCCUUUAGCAAGGCUGCUUUUUCCAUCAGUGGAUGACAACUUGCUUAAAUUCCUUUAUGAUGACAACCAGCGUGUAGAGCCUGAAUGGUAUAUUCCCAUCAUUCCUAUGGUUUUAGUAAAUGGAGCUGAAGGAAUUGGUACCGGAUGGGCUUGCAAACUUCCAAACUACGAUACCAGAGAGAUUGUAAACAAUGUCAGACGAAUGCUGGAUGGCUUAGAUCCCCACCCGAUGCUCCCAAACUACAAAAACUUCAAAGGAACCAUUCAGGAACUUGGUCAAAACCAGUAUGUAGUCAGUGGUGAAAUAUUUGUGGUGGACAGGAACACAGUAGAAAUUACAGAGCUUCCUGUGAGGACAUGGACCCAGGUGUACAAAGAACAGGUUCUAGAACCUAUGUUGAAUGGGACUGAAAAAACUCCAGCAUUAAUUUCUGACUAUAAGGAAUACCACACUGAUACGACUGUGAAAUUUGUUGUGAAGAUGACAGAAGAAAAACUUGCACAGGCAGAAGCUGCUGGAUUGCACAAAGUUUUUAAGCUUCAAACAAGUCUUACUUGUAAUUCUAUGGUGCUAUUUGAUCAUAUGGGAUGUUUAAAGAAGUAUGAAACUGUGCAAGACAUCUUGAAGGAGUUCUUCGAUUUGCGAUUACAUUAUUAUAGUUUACGCAAGGAAUGGCUUGUGGGAAUGUUGGGUGCAGAAUCUACCAAGCUUAACAAUCAAGCUCGUUUCAUUCUAGAGAAGAUACAAGGAAAAAUUACCAUAGAGAACAGAUCAAAAAGAGAUUUGAUUCAGAUGUUAGUUCAGAGAGGUUAUGAAUCUGAUCCAGUAAAAGCCUGGAAAGAAGCACAGGAAAAGGACCCACAGAACCCAAAUGAUGAUGCUUCCUCUGCUUCUGGCUCAACUUCUGGCCCUGACUUUAACUACAUCUUAAACAUGUCUCUGUGGUCACUCACGAAAGAGAAAGUAGAAGAGUUAAUUAAGCAGAGAGAUUCAAAGGAGAGGGAACUAAAUGACCUUAAAAGGAAAUCUUCUUCAGAUCUCUGGAAAGAAGAUUUAGCAGCCUUUGUUGAAGAGCUUGAAGUAUUAGAAGCACAGGAAAGAGAAGAUGUUUUGGCUGGCAUGGUGGGCAAACCAAUAAAAGGCAAAGUUGGUAAACCCAAGAUGAAGAAACUUCAGUUGGAAGAGACCAUGCCGUCACCAUUUGGCAGAAGAAUAGUUCCACAGAUUACAUCUGCCAUGAAAGCUGAUGCCAGUAGGAAAUUGCUGAAAAAGAAAAAGGGUGAAACUGAUUCUCUAGCAAUAAAAAUGGAAUUUGAUGAAGAAUUUGGUGGUGUGCCAGCUGAAGGUGGUGGGGAUGACUCACUAAAUACAUCAGCCACAGCAACUAAAACCCCUAAACCUAAGAGAGAGAAGAAGGAGCCUG
Fulmarus glacialis (Northern fulmar) is the source of this 3848-nucleotide messenger RNA. RefSeq names its product topoisomerase (DNA) II beta 180kDa (gene TOP2B). Lineage: Eukaryota; Metazoa; Chordata; Aves; Procellariiformes; Procellariidae. Gene Ontology annotation, molecular function: DNA binding; DNA topoisomerase type II (double strand cut, ATP-hydrolyzing) activity; ATP binding. Gene Ontology annotation, cellular component: nucleus. The annotation marks the transcript as partial. The transcript has 28 exons. The record is from RefSeq and is a predicted model, not a curated record. Gene Ontology annotation, biological process: DNA topological change; resolution of meiotic recombination intermediates; sister chromatid segregation.